This is a messenger RNA of Rosa chinensis, 1914 nucleotides long. RefSeq lists its product as uncharacterized. Lineage: Eukaryota; Viridiplantae; Streptophyta; Magnoliopsida; Rosales; Rosaceae. The coding region runs from base 1 to 1914 and encodes 637 amino acids. The record is from RefSeq and is a predicted model, not a curated record. Gene Ontology annotation, molecular function: RNA-DNA hybrid ribonuclease activity; nucleic acid binding. The transcript has 4 exons.
AUGCCGUUUGGCCUGAAGAAUGCUGGUGCGACAUAUCAAAGAGCUAUGAACUUGAUCUUCCACGACAUACUGGGAAAGGUUUUAGAGAUAUAUAUCGAUGACGUAGUCGUCAAGUCUCAGAAGAAGGAGGACCAUAUCGCGGAUCUCAGGAAAGUAUUCGAGCGCAUGCGAAGACAUAGACUCAAGAUGAAUCCGGCCAAAUGCGUGUUUGGGGUCCAGGCAGGAGACUUUCUGGGGUUCAUAGUUCAUCAGCGAGGGAUUGAGGUCCCCGAAGACAAGGCGAGCGCAGUUAUCAACGCGUCUCCCCCGCGGACGAAAAAGGAAUUACAGCGUCUGUUGGGUAAGAUCAAUUUCCUAAGACGCUUUAUCUCUAACUCUGCAGGCAAAAUCCAACCGUUCUCGCCAUUACUAAGGUUACAAGGGCAGAAUGAGUUUGUGUGGGAGGCUAAACAUCAAGAGGCUUUCGACAGUAUCAAGGCCUAUUUGGCAAGCCCACCAGUCUUGGUUCCACCCAGAGCCGGGAUCCCAUUAAAGCUAUACAUUUCAGCAGCUGAGGCCUCCAUCGGCAGCCUGCUCGCUCAGGACGAUGAGGGAGGUGUCGAGCAUGCUAUAUUUUACCUUAGCCGCACAUUGACAGACUGCGAGACAAGGUACACCCCUAUGGAGAAGCUGUGCCUCACUCUGUACUUUUCAAAAGCUGUCAAAGGGCAGGCCAUCGCAGACUUUCUCGCACAUCAUCCUACAUUAGAGAUACCCGCACUGAAGGAGUUAGAGAUUGCCUGCACCAAUACAACUCGACCAGAUUUGGCGUGCAUCCCUGAGUACGCGGUUUGUUACCAAGCUACAGUUUCCUUGCAGCCUUGGGUAUUAUUCUUUGAUGGCUCAAGAACGGACACACUGGCUGGCGCGGGGAUUGUUCUGGAAAACCCGGCUGGUGACCGCUUCUCUUAUUCGUUCCAGCUAACAUUCCAAUGUACUAAUAAUCAGGCUGAAUAUGAAGCUCUUAUCAUUGGACUCGAAGUCUUGCUAGAAAUGGGCGUACGGGACGUUCAGAUUCGCGGCGAUUCUCAACUCGUCAUAAACCAGCUCCAGGAAAAAUAUCGCUGUGCGAGUUGGUUGCUCAUGCCAUAUCUGAAUCGAGCCAUCGAGCUUCUGGACCAAUUUACCGAUGUCGAUCUGGAACAUAUACCACGCGAGCGUAACUUUGCAGCUAAUGAGCUCGCUCAAUUGGCCACAGGAAUCACAUUGAAGUAUGGAGUGCGCGAGCGCAUUUUGAAAGUUGAGCGUCGCACAUUACCUUCGUGGCUUGCCCGACCUGAUCCACCAGAUGAUCCCGUAGUCGCGGUACUAGAACCUAUUGAUGUGGAUUGGCGAAUCCCGCUGAUUGAGUACCUCAAACAACCAGAUCACGGAGCUGACAGGAGGAUUCGCUUCCUCGCAUUGAACUACUUCCUUAGAGGAGAUGAAUUGCGACGACGUGGGGAGGAUGGUAUAGAUUUUCGAUGUGUCUAUGGUCGCGAAGCUAAACGAUUGAUGCGCAAGGUGCACACGGGGAUAUGUGGAGCCCAUCAAGCUGGACCUAAGAUGCGCUGGCUUCUGCGACGUCAUGGUUAUUAUUGGCCCAGCAUUUUGAAGGAUUGUAUCGCAUUUGCCAAAGGUUGUGAGGACUGUCAAGCACAUGGUCCAGUCCAGUUUGGUAUCCCUGAGGUGCUGGUUUCGGACAGGGGGGCAGCGUUUAUGGGAGGCCCCGUCGAGGAACUGGCAGGAGUUGGGGUCCGGAGCGAGCGCGACUCACAACCACAUCUACCUCCUGGGGAAAAACAAAAGUCUAGUGCCCAGGCCCCGGAGGUAGACCGCGGGAGAAGAACAGUCGGCCUCAACGUGGCCUUCCGCCCUUCUGCCCCAUGCUCCUAG